AUGGGUCAUUGUACAAGUUAAAUUUAACAUAAUAAAUCUCCUCAAAAAUAAAUAGGGAAAACACUUCAAAAGGGAACAAUGAAAUUCAAUAGUGAGUUAUCUAAUAUUAGAUUGAGUCAUCCAUCAAAAUCAUGUCAUCUUAAAAUUGAUAUCGGUGGGUAUUAUAAAUGUGAUACUCCGAAGCAUUUUGACUUAGAAGGGAAGCAUGGUGUAAGAUUGCUAAGUUAUAAUAAUAGUGGAAGAGGAAAAUAACAUUGUAAUUAGAAGCAAGUGAAAUAUAAUUGAGAGAAAAGUAUUUGGUUUUCAUUCUGUUUGAGGAUGACAAAGAACUCUCUUAAUUGCGUAUAUCAUUGUAUGAAAUAAUAUCUGGACCAUAAUUUUUUGAUUACCAAUUAGGAAAAGGGAGAAUCUCGUUCAAUAUGAUAAUGGCAUAAAUUCUUUAAUUAGAAAUAUAUCCAUAAGAUUUAAUAUGUACGAUGAACACAUGUAUUCAAGAAAAACAAUAUUUGUUUAAUCUAAGAUUGGUAACAAGAAAGAUGCAAUUUUUAUCAGAGAAUUCAGAAAAAUUUAAUAACCCUGCAUAUAUGAGAGGAAGGAGUUUAUCUUAUACAAAUAUACAAGAUGAAUUAUUCAGAAUAUAAUGGUUGAGUACAGAAAUGCCUAAAUUAAUUGUAGAAUUACCUAUUAAUGAAAUCUCAAGUUCUUCAUUAUAAGUUUGUAUUUGGAGUAUAAACAAAUCAAAUGAAGAUCAUUCACCUACUAGAAAAUCUGUAAAGUCGCUUAAUUUUCAUGUUGAAGCUAUAGAGCAAGUCUUAUUUGCUGAAUCUAAUAUUGCAUUGAAUUAUUUACUUUAAAAUUAAGAAGAAUAAAUGAUUGAUCAUAGUAUUCACAAAUGUAAUAUAACAAAAGGAUUGUGGUUAAGAGGUAAUAAGAUUGGAUAAAUGUAAUCAGACUUUUCUAUUAAAAUUCCACUUUAUAUAAAAUAAUAGAUGAUUGGAUUAAGAACUGAAAAGGGAUGCACUAUUGGAACAGGUAUAUUAGCUAAUUAAAGUAUAAAGGAAAUUGGCGAAGUAGUAAGUUAGUUUGAGAAAUUGAGUUAGAUCAUGUUUAAAUUAUCUAAUAAUCAUGCUUAAUAAAAACAAUAAUUAAUGACUGAGUUAUAAAACACAGCUGAAUCAUUGUUGAUAGCAGUAAGUAAAAGUGAUAAGGAUUCAUAAUUAAGACAAUUCUAUUAUAAGAGUUAUGAUGAUUUAAUGAAAGGAUAAGAGAUAUUCAUUAAAAUAGCAGAAAAUCUCUUGAAUUUUGUAGAUAAAAUAGAAGGAAAUAUAAGAGAAAUAUAUUAUGAAAUAUUAUAGAUUGUUUGUACUAGAGGUGAAUUAAGUUUAGGUUCUAUGGGAUAUUUCGAUGAUUGUAAACAAUUAAAUAAAAAACAAUUGAAAUUUAAAAGUUAAAUCUGUUGUCAUUUUUAAUAGUUUCUUUAUAAUACUUUAAAUAUAGCAUUAUAGAAGAUAUGUUUGAAAGCAAUGUCUUCAAAAGAGAAAGCAUUUGUUGAGAAAUUCUUAGCAAGUUCUUUUUUUAAAGUUCCAGAAUUUAGAGAGGCAUUUGUUAAUGCACUUUAAAAUCCAAAUGAUCCAGAAUUAUCAGAAUGGCGUGGAACUGAUUAUUAAUUAGAUGAACCAGAGAAUUUUAGAACUGAAUAAAUUACUGUUUUAUUUGAUUGGCAAAGCUAUUUCUAUAAUUAUUUGCCUUCUAAUUUAAAUAUCAAUGCAGUCACACUAACAUCAGAUGAAGAAUGGCGUAGAAUUAUUACUAAAAGAAAUACUACUUUCUUUUUCUUUGUCUAAGCUUUAUGUUUACAUAUACAAUUGAAGUUUUAAAAAGAUAUUAUACCUUGGAAAGAUAUCCCAGGGUAUAGAAAGAUUUUAAAAGCACUUUUAUGUGAAUUAAAAAUAAGAGACUCAUAUCCUGAUGCAAUGAUUAAUGCAAUAACAUCUGUUGUUACUAAUGGAGGACCAUUAAAUGUUAUCAUUAUGAUUUUGUUCAAUAAAACUAAGUAUUCAUAUUUAAUUAUUAAUUUAAAGUAUUUAUUCAAGUGAUAGAGUUGUUUAAGUAAUGGAUCUAAUUAGUUAAUGUAUUCAAUAAUGUUCAACUAUUCCAACCAAUUUUGAUUAUCCUUUCUUUUUAAGUGGACUAAGAAUUGCAGUGACUUAAAGUUAGAAUGCUUUUGUGAUUGCAAAAAGUCUACAUUUAAUCUAUAAUAAUUAUUUAGUAUUUCCUUUAGAAUUUAAAAAAGCUAUUGUUGAUUUUUUAUUUGAAGCCUAAUGUUAUGAAUUAUUUUUGCAUUGGUCUAAGACUGUAAGAAGUGUUUAUAUUGGUUUAUUAAUUUAUCGUAUUCAUCAUUUACAUAGAAAUAAUAAAAUUUAGAUUACAGAUGAAAAUUAAUUUGAUAAAUAAUACUUCUAAAUAACUAAACCAAAGAGAUUAUAAAGUUAUUAUGAAAAUAGAAAAGAAGAAACUUAAUUGAUGGUAACUUAUUUAUUAUUUUUAGUUAGAGUGAUUAUAUUUAUUUGAAAUAUUCUAGAUUUAUGAUGAAUAUAGAGUAAGCUAAAGCUAAAUUCUUAACUAAAUCAUAUAGUGUAGAAUUGCCUUUGAUUUAAAGAAUGAAAAUGAAAUUAGACUAAAAACUUAAAAUUGAUGGUUCAAUUAAAGAUUUAGUAAUUUGUGAAGAAUAAGUCAAAACACCUGAAAUUGAUAAAAAGCUAAUUUUUGAAAGAAAAAUAGAGUUCAGGAAUCCAAAUAAAAAAAAAGCAAUAAUUUUAGAUGAAAAUCACCUUAGAUAUCUAUCUGCUGCUAUGACUGAAUAUAAUGAAAUGCAGAAACAAUAUACUAAAUGGAGAUAAUAAAAUAUUGCUUCAGUUUAAGCUUCUAUAUAAGGAAUGACAGAUGAAGAAAAAGCAGCCAAACUUACUUAAUUUCCAGUACCAUAAAUAAAACUUAUGCAAACCUAUGAUAUGAAAGAAGGUAAACACGAAUGA
This is a messenger RNA of Paramecium sonneborni, 3035 nucleotides long. The record is from the annotation of a GenBank genome assembly. NCBI's taxonomy places the organism in Eukaryota, Ciliophora, Oligohymenophorea, Peniculida, Parameciidae.